AUGGCUGCCACUGCAACUGCCUCUAGUGGUCCUCGAUAUGCUCCGGAGGACCCCACUCUUCCCAAACCGUGGAGAGGAUUGGUUGAUGGUAAAACUGGGUAUCUUUACUUUUGGAACCCCGAGACUAAUGUUACCCAAUAUGACAGGCCUGCGGGCUCAGCUCCUCCAUUAAAGCCGUCUUCGGCACAAUCUAUAAGUUCUUCAGUUCAUGUUCAACAAUCUUCACAAGGACGUCGUCCUGAUGAGGGAGAUGAUAGGUAUGGCAGAGGCAGCAAUGGUGGGUCAAAAUUUGACGCUGGACCAAGAAAUCAGCAGAGUGCAAGAAGUGCAACAGUUUCUUCUCAUAAUACCACGAAUGGGACACUUAGUGCACUUGGAGGAUCUUCUCUGAGAGGAAAUGUAUCAUCAGACACUGGAAUUGGUUUGUCUGCUGAGGCUUAUAGUCGUCGACAUGAAAUAUCUGUUAUUGGUGAUAAUGUGCCUCCACCCUUCACUUCAUUUGAAGCUACUGGCUUCCCAUCCGAGAUUCUUAGAGAGGUACAAAAUGCAGGUUUUUCUUCCCCAACUCCAAUUCAGGCACAGUCUUGGCCGGUUGCUCUUCAAAGUAGAGAUAUAGUAGCCAUUGCUAAAACAGGUUCAGGGAAGACCUUGGGGUAUUUACUUCCAGGAUUCAUCCAUCUCAAGCGCAGUCGUAAUGACCCUCAGAUGGGUCCCACUGUGUUGGUGUUAUCACCAACAAGGGAGCUGGCAACGCAGAUUCAAGAUGAGGCGGUGAAGUUCGGGAAGUCCUCAAGGAUAUCUUGUGUGUGUUUGUAUGGAGGAGCUCCAAAAGGUCCACAGUUGAGAGAUAUUGACCGAGGAGCCGAUGUUGUGGUUGCCACUCCUGGCCGCUUGAAUGAUAUUCUUGAAAUGAAGAGAAUCAGCCUCCAUCAAGUUUCGUACUUAGUGUUGGAUGAGGCUGACCGUAUGCUGGACAUGGGUUUUGAACCUCAAAUAAGGAAGAUUGUGAAUGAGGUACCUGCUCGCCGCCAGACCCUAAUGUAUACAGCAACUUGGCCAAAGGAGGUUCGCAAGAUUGCAGCAGAUCUGCUGGUCAAUCCUGUUCAGGUUAACAUUGGCAAUGUUGAUGAACUGGUUGCGAAUAAAUCCAUCACACAGUAUAUUGAAGUACUCGCCCCAAUGGAGAAACACAGGCGACUGGAGCAAAUAUUGCGAUCUCAAGAGCCAGGAUCCAAAAUAAUAAUCUUUUGUUCAACCAAGAAGAUGUGCGAUCAACUUUCUCGCAACCUAACCCGCCAGUUUGGAGCUGCUGCAAUUCAUGGUGACAAAUCUCAGAGUGAGAGGGACUAUGUGUUGAAUCAAUUUCGCUCUGGGAGGACUCCAAUUCUUGUAGCAACUGAUGUUGCAGCUCGAGGAUUGGACAUCAAGGACAUAAGGGUGGUUAUCAACUACGACUUCCCCACUGGAGUGGAGGAUUAUGUUCACAGAAUUGGGAGAACUGGAAGAGCUGGUGCCACUGGGCUGGCUUACACAUUCUUCGGUGAUCAGGAUUCAAAGUAUGCAUCAGAUCUCAUCAAAGUUUUGGAAGGGGCAAAUCAGCGUGUCCCCCCAGAAAUUCGUGAGAUGGCUACCCGUGGUGGUGGGAUGAACAGGUUCAGACGUUGGGGUUCUGGAUCUGGUGGCCGUGAUGGGGGUCGUGGUGGACGAAAUGAUUCAAGUUAUGGUGGAAGGGAUGGUGGGAGGGGAGGCGGAUGGGGAUUUACUCCCUCUUCUGGCAGGUAUGACCGUGGCCACAACAAUGGGUAUGAUAGAGGCCGAAGCCCUGACAAGGGGUCAGGACAUAGAGGCUCUAACCGCAGCCGUAGUCGUAGUCUUGAGAGGUUCGACAAGGCUCUGCCUACAGGUGGAGGCUCUGCAGGGUGGAGUUUUCACAAAGCAAUGAUGGAACGUGAACGGUCAUCGCCGCCACCUCCACGCUCACUCCCGUAUGGUGGUGGGGUGGAUGAAGCUGAGGAAGGUAUGAUACCUCAAGAAGAGGAGGGUGGGUAUCAUAUUGCAAAUGCAUAA
Prunus armeniaca (apricot) is the source of this 2067-nucleotide messenger RNA. Lineage: Eukaryota; Viridiplantae; Streptophyta; Magnoliopsida; Rosales; Rosaceae. The record is from the annotation of a GenBank genome assembly.